CCAAUUCAAAGGAAUAUAUUUGUUCAAUCCAAGCCAUAGCCCUCGUUUUCGGCGAUUGCCUUCUUUCGCUGCUUCCGUUGAGUUUCUUCAAUCGCCGUGUCAUUCAGCGUAUCAUGAACAAGUUCUGACUGCUUGAAGAAUGACGAAUGCGUACACAUUUGAUGGCCUGCUCGUUUUCGGACUCCUGCUGAUUUGCACCUGCGCUUACAUGCGUAGGGUGCCCCGAUUGAAACAAUGGUUCCUCUCCGAAAAGAAGGGCUUCUUCGGCGUCUUCUAUAAAGCAUCCGUCAUAGGCACUCGUCUCCACCUCCUAGUCUCCCUGACGUGCGUCGCGGCAGGAUUCUACCUUCUUUUUGUCAAGUGAAGCGACGAGCCAAAGAUGCUGCUGUUCUGCCCGACGUGCGCCAACAUCCUCAUUGUGGAACAAGGCUUGGAGUGCUUCCGUUUCGCCUGCAACACAUGCCCCUACGUGCACAACAUCAAGGCGAAGAUGUCGAAUCGGAAGUACCCGCGGCUCAAGGACGUGGACGACGUGCUCGGCGGUGCAGCCGCUUGGGAGAAUGUUGACUCGACCGAAGAGAAGUGCCCCAAGUGUGGCCAUGAGCGGGCCUAUUUUAUGCAGAUCCAGACUAGGUCGGCCGACGAGCCCAUGACCACCUUCUACAAGUGCUGCAACCAGCUCUGUGGCCACCAGUGGAGGGAGUGACAGAUGGCGGCUUUGACGAACUCAUGCCCGUGCAAAUUGCGUCGGGGGGAGAGAGUUUUGGAAUAAAACAUGCGCCUUACUUUCC
Molecule: messenger RNA, 791 nt
Organism: Ixodes scapularis (black-legged tick)
Lineage: Eukaryota; Metazoa; Arthropoda; Arachnida; Ixodida; Ixodidae
Gene: Polr3K
Product: DNA-directed RNA polymerase III subunit RPC10
Exons: 3
Coding region: 140-364 (74 amino acids)
Biological process (GO): termination of RNA polymerase III transcription; DNA-templated transcription
Cellular component (GO): RNA polymerase III complex
Molecular function (GO): nucleic acid binding; DNA-directed RNA polymerase activity; zinc ion binding
Source: RefSeq, a predicted model, not a curated record